Molecule: messenger RNA, 4911 nt
Organism: Canis lupus familiaris (dog)
Lineage: Eukaryota; Metazoa; Chordata; Mammalia; Carnivora; Canidae
Gene: DBNDD1
Product: dysbindin domain containing 1
Exons: 4
Coding region: 69-545 (158 amino acids)
Biological process (GO): negative regulation of protein kinase activity
Cellular component (GO): cytoplasm
Source: RefSeq, a predicted model, not a curated record
AGCUGCAGGGGCGCCCGGGCUGGGUGACGCCGCCGCCGCCCGCGCCCCUCCCAGACCCCGCCGGCCGCAUGGAGCCCCCGGAGGGCGCCGGCCCGGGAGAAAUAGUUAAGGAGGUUGAGGUGCCACAGGCAGCCCUGGGCACCGUGGCCCAUGGGACAGGGGACAGCUGCCACUCGCCCGCAGCCGAGGAAGAGGUUGGCAUCCCAAUACCAGCCCCGGGGCUCCUACAGGUCACAGAGAGAAGGCAGCCCCUGAGCAGUGUCUCCUCCCUGGAGGUGCACUUUGACCUCCUGGACCUCACUGAGCUGACUGACAUGUCCGACCAGGAGCUGGCGGAGGUCUUUGCUGACUCAGACGACGAGAGCCUGGCCAGUGAAUCGCCAGCAGGCCUGCACCCACUGCCCCGGGCUGGCUGUCUGCGCUCCCCAUCCUGGACACGAACCAGGGCUGAGCAGAACCGAGAGAAGCAACCGCUUGGUGACCCGGAGCGCCAGCCAGCAAUUGUGGACACAUUUCUCACCGUGGAGAGGCCCAAGGAGGACUAGGCCGGCUGGCCCUGGGGCCAAGGCAGUGCAAAUCUGGACAAUUCUGACCCCAUGGACACUCUGCCCACCCCAUGUGGCUCUGGGUCAGGUUCUCGGGGCACCCUAGCACAAGCACAGCCCAGUGGCCUUAUGUACUGCUCCUUUCUUAUCCCUGGAUCAGGGACGACAGCAUCUGAGGAUGAGGUGGGAGUGGCCUAGGCCUCUUGGAAACUUCUGCCUGCAGGACUGGUGCUCUUGUCAGCUGCAAGAUUCCCGAGUGGGUGCAGGGUGAGGGGAACCUAAGCCAGAGAGAGCUUCUCUGCAAAGUCCCCAAGGGUCCUCAGGGUUCUGGUCUGGGAAUGGCCACACGAUGCUCCAGCCCAUGGGAUGCUCUGCUAUCCAGCAAAGUAUAUGGGUAGGGAGGGUCAGUACUGAACAAUGUCGCCUCUUUCUGCCACCCAGGAGCAUUGCUGGCACCAGGGUCACCCCCAGGCCCGAAGACCCUGCUUGUCUUGUUUCCUGUGUGACAGCCGGGCCCACCGUCCUUGGCUCAGAACACCAAAUAGGCACAACCCUCAGACUGUAGGGGGAGUGGGCAUGUCGGCUUUGCCCUUGCCUGGGACACAUCUCCACAGCCUGUCAUGCAAAUGCACACAAAGGCAUGCACGGUCCUAGGUCUGUGCCCCUGGCUGGCGUCGUGGCCUGGGGUAAAGCUGCCGAAGGGAGACUGGGAACACAAGGGAACCCUGGCACAGCCCCUAGCCUCCAACUUAAGGGCACCAGGCUCAGCUGCUCCCAAUGCUGCUCUUUAUGACCUAAAGGACUAAACAGGCUCUGGUCUGACAGCAAGUCCAAAAACAGUUUUAAAAUAAAUGUGUAAGUUUGCUUUUGGUCCCCAGGCCAACCUGCCCUGACCCAUUCCCCACUCAAAUAUUUCUAGGAAAGAAAAACCUGCUCUUCUGUAGAAGCCCUGGGCAUCCCGUAGGCCCACUGUGCACAGCUCAAGGCAAGUUCCCCAAUGAGAAAACAGGCCUCAGAAAUGCUGGGGGACACUGCCUGCUGCCUGUACACGAUGAGCAUCAACUCAAGGGGCACCCCAGCAGGCAUCACCCAGAAGUUCACUUAAAAUCAAACCCUAUAAGGGCAGCUGCGUGCCCCACCGACCCCACCCACCAGGGUCACCCUCCCCAAUCUCCAGCCUUCCAGCUAUGGCUUCCUUCCUUCUGCAGAGCUUAUUUACAAAACAUCGGAUUAAAAUCUCACUUCUUCCUAUGGCCCAACCAGUCUCUUCCUUUCUAGGUGACACCAGAGCUCAGGAGUAUGUGGUGGGGGCGGGGGUUGGCUACCCUAGGAGACAAACUCCUGCUCUUGUCUUUCUCCAGUGGAAGCCACUGGGGGCUCCUCUGUGCUGCUUAUUUGGGUUAUGUCUCAGGAACAAGUGCCCUGGAUUUCUAGUCCUUAGGAAAGUAAAGGUCCUGUCCCUCACCCCCCACCCCCAGCCCAAAAAGGCACAAGGUACACUCUGGCAAGUCAUCUCAGCCCAGACAGGUUCCCAGGAAGCUCUAGGUCCAGAGCAGCAGCUUGCUUAAGAAGGGAGCCAGCAAGUAAAGCCUGUGAGAAGGCCAAGGGUGAGGCCAAAACCCCAAUCAUUUUAAUUACCCAUGAAAUAAGAGGCUCAGAAACCAAGCCCUGGGCCCCAUGCCAGGCAGUUCCCACCACUCGGCUCUGUGGAGGGAUGCAUGAGCCUCCCUAAUGAAAGAUUCUAGACCAGGUCUCCAUCCCUGGGCCCAGGAACUGACUCAAAGCCUGUUUAAGAGUGUGCCCAGGUGGCCCAAACAGGGGGAGGGGGUGAAGGAAAGAGCUGAGGAAACUCAGGGGGGUAAUGAGCACAAGGGUAUCCAAGGCAGAAAACAGUAGGGGUUGGGGAGCAUCCAAGUGUGCUGAGGUAUGCCCUGGAUCCCAGAGAGGGGAUGCACCAAGCCUCAAACCGAACAGGUCCCCAGGUUCUGGACACCACACACCACCCUCACCUCCGGCAGAGGGAGCCUCAAAGACAGGACCCUGGCCAGUCCCCAAGCAGCUCAGCUAACAAAGGCUAGGUUUAGUGCAGACUUCAUGACAGGGUGAGCUCUGAAGAUGUAAAAAAUUCAAUAAUAGCACAUUUUACAAUGGAAGUUGAAAGUGCUUGUCCCACAUUGGAAAUUCUAUUUUUGAGGCAAACAUAACAAAUGAUACAGAAAUUUUUAAACAAAUCCCAGUGUCUGGUCUUGGCCAAGCAGAGAGGAGAGGUCGUAGGGGACAGCAAGUGGAGCCACCCCCUUACCUCCCCAACCCCCACCCCAUUCCAGGAUGCCCCAAGGAGCAGCUGGGUGGAGCAACUAGACAUCUACCCACUCACCAGCCCGAAGACAGUGGCUGACACUUCUCUACUGGAGUGACUCUCGUGACUCUGGGAGGCAGGCGGUGAGCUGGAGAGCAAACAGGGAUGUCACCACUGAGCCCUAGGUGUCCAGUCCGAACUCCAGCUCCCUGGCUGGGCCCUUCCAUGCUCUAAGACCAACCAAACCCAUAGAAGGCAUCAGAGGCCCCAGCAGCCCCACCAGUCUGCCUUCUCCAGCAGCUGCCUGCCCAUCUAGAAGUCACAGCUGCCGGUCACUCUGCUGUUUCCAGAACAGCAGGCACUGCUAAGACAAACCCCAGACCCCCAAACAUCCUGAAGAUGGGAGUGCCCCAAGCACCCCACUCACCUUGUCCACCUGCUCUCAGCACCAGGUCAGCAGGUCCAGUGUCUACUCAGAGGCAGGGCUGAUGAAGUGCUGUACCUCCUUAUCAAUGAGCUGGGCAGUGGCUUCAAUGUAUGGCUUCUCCACCAUCAUCUCGUCUUGUUGGGGGAAGUCAAAGGACACCUGGCCCAGCUUUUUGCUGAUCCCAAACUGCACAAUCGGGAAGUAGGGAGCUGGGGGUAAGCCAUGCAGAGCCCCCCACUAGGAUGGCUGCCCUUUACCUGGGAAUAGGCGCUCUGGGCGACCUUCCUCAAGUCAUCCUGGGCCCCUGUGAUGAUGUGCCCAAAAAACAGCUGUUCAGCCACCCUCCCUCCAGCAUAGUGCACAUGCAGUCAAACAGUUGCUCCCACGUGUACAGAUAUUGCUCCCUGGGCAAGCACUGGACGUAGCCGAGCCCCUUGCCCUGGAGCUAUAGUGACAGAUGCUGUAAGAUACAGGCAGGCAGUGCCCUGGUCAAUCCCCACACAAUGCUCCUGCCCCCGCCCCCUCCAGAUCUCACCCCUGGAACAUCCUAGACCAAUUCGUCCUACUAUGACCACUGGUCACAAGGGCAUGGGAGGAGAGGAGAUCCCUAGGGCCCACCCAGGAUUAGGUGGGUCUGGGUGGGGUCACCCCAAAGAUUAACAUGGAAACCACCUCCAUCCUAUCAGUCCCAAAGAAGUUCUGGAAGAGCCAUGCUGUUGGGUCCAAAGCUUAGGAGUGAGGAAAAGUGUCAGGUGGCUGACAUCCAGAUCCUACCUGGAACCAACACCCCCACAUGCACUUUGCUACACACCCCUGAGCAAUCUUCUGAACCAAAUUCCAAACCAUUACGUUCAUUGAAAAGUAAAAGGGCUGCCACUGAAUGUAUUGUGUCCACACAACCACAGGCCACACAGUCACCUGGGGAAGGUAAACACCCAGGCCUGGAAGCCAAGGGUCGAGAGAUCAAUAUUCAGCAGAGGGUUCACAUGCUCUAGGAACCAGCCCACCACAGCAUGUCCGGCCUUGUGGUAGGUCACGGUCGCCUUCUCACUGAGCUGCAGGACCUGCAUCUUCUCAAGGCCUACACAUCAAAUUCCCAGGCCAGUGAAAGGCAGAGGAGAAAUGGACAGCUGGGAAGUGGGUGCAAAUCCCCACCCUCCACUCAGGGAAAGUUGGGGGCUGGUUGGAGCUUCUGCUCAGCCAGUACAGACUCACAGUCUAUCUGCUCCACAGAUGCGGCUCAGGCCCACUUUGGUGCCUGUCUUUCCACACCAGACAUUAUGCUGCCUUCUGCUCUGUAGAAACCCUACCGCCCAACUGUAAAGAUCUGAUGCAUCUGCACGCAGCAGACAGCUUUAGGAGGCUUGUUUUCAACCAGCAUGAUUAGGUAUGUUCUGUGGCUUGCUAAGUGACACCAGAAGCUUGGAGCCCAGGAGUGAUUCCCAGUGCCCUCCUACACCAUAGCUUACAGGCAGUUAUCAGUACGCAGAAACAGUAACAACAACUCACCCUGGGCCCAGCUUUACCACUGCUGCCAGGACAGCCCUCUAGAAGCUGUGGUGACAUCUUGGGCUACCCAACACUCCACACUUGUCUAUACAUGUUAUAUUUCAUUAAAGACAAACGGUUAGCACUGUUAA